Messenger RNA from Neoarius graeffei (lesser salmon catfish), 763 nucleotides. It is a transcript of the gene cenpv, whose product is annotated as centromere protein V. The record is from RefSeq and is a predicted model, not a curated record. Gene Ontology annotation, molecular function: carbon-sulfur lyase activity. NCBI's taxonomy places the organism in Eukaryota, Metazoa, Chordata, Actinopteri, Siluriformes, Ariidae. The transcript has 6 exons. Bases 77 to 538 code for a protein of 153 amino acids.
GGAUGGAUGGAUGGAUAGUGAACAGUGCAGCCUCAGUGAGGUUUAAAACUCGUGACAAAAGGAACUUAAGUGGGCAAUGGAGGAGAAAAGGAAAGCAGAGGGUCUGGUGAGGCACACAGGUGGCUGCCAUUGCGGUGCUAUCCGGUUUGAGGUGUGGAAUGCUGUGGAUUUGCACAUAUUUGAUUGCAAUUGCAGCAUUUGUACCAAGAAGCAGAACCGGCAUUUUAUUGUUCCCAAGGCUCAUUUUACAUUGCUUCAGGGCUCGGAGAACAUAACCACGUACACAUUCAAUACACACACAGCCAAGCACAUGUUUUGCAAGAUAUGUGGUGUGCAAAGUUUCUACAUCCCCAGAUCGAAUCCUGACGGCUUUGGUGUGGCUCCACAUUGCCUGGAUCCUGGAACUGUAAAGAGUGUGAAGGUUGAACGGUUCUGUGGCGAGAACUGGGAGGAGAGCAUGCAGAAACACAACACUAUCAGGAGUAUGUCCAAGUCUACAGAAGAAGACAAAUGUGACCUUAAAAAAAAGAAUUAUUAAUUUUGUUUGGGUUAAAUUAUAAACCAUAGGCUAUACUAGUUACCUAUAAAACAAUGUUUCUGAAAGCAGAGCCACAUGAGAUUAAUUAUGAAGCCCUCUCUGAGUUAACACAGCUGCAAUACAGAACCUCGGUUUGAAAUCACCUGUUAUUGUGGUAUUACUCUCAUGUUCUGUAUUAUUAUACAUACAGGACACUUUUUCGAUGGAAUAAAAACAUGUAUUCUA